Molecule: messenger RNA, 1126 nt
Organism: Pelagomonas calceolata
Lineage: Eukaryota; Pelagophyceae; Pelagomonadales; Pelagomonadaceae
Source: the annotation of a GenBank genome assembly
AGCUGGGUGGAUUCUUCGCGACGCGCACGUUCAGGCAGCGUAGGCUGCUUACGAGUCGUACAAGUCGCCCUCUCCACGCUCGUGCAAAAAAAGCUGCAUCAGACGCCAUCGAGGCGAGUUUGCAGCACCUGUGACCCCAGCUCCCGGCUCCCCGACGCUACCGAGGCGAGUUUUGCAGCACCCACUUGCAGGAGGCAUCGUGGCGCGCCCACUUGUCCUCCUCCUCGCCACCGCCCACACCGCAGCCGCAUUCCACGGCGCAACACCGACCGUCGCACGACCAGUCCACAAUAGCUCCUGGUAUACGAUGGCCUGGGGCCGCAGCAAAGCGCCAAAGCCCGACGAGGCCACACUCAUCAGUAGUCUGAAGGACGCCGUCAAGGACGAGCCCCAGGAUUCCAGCUUUGUUGUAGAUGACGCCUGCUGCAAGCGCUACCUCCGCGCACGCAACCACGACCUGACGAAGGCUACAAAUAUGCUGCGCGCUACUUUAAGAUGGCGCGCGGCGUAUGGUACGGCGAAUAUCGUAAGGGACAAAUUUCCCAUCAUCGAAAAGGAGGCGGCGACGGGCAAGACGUACGUCGCGCCGGGCCGCGAUAAAGAUGGAAGAGCGACGAUCAUCAUGCGCUCCAAGCACGAGAACACGAAUGACCACGACGGCAACGUGUUGCAUUUAGUGUACCAGAUGGAGCGCGCCGUGAAGGCUUGCGACGCGGAAGAAAAGUGGAACAUCGUCAUCGACUUUAAUGGCUACGCGAAGAACACUCCGUUAAAAACGUCGAAGGCCGUCCUUUCGACGAUGCAAGAUCAUUACCCGGAGCGGUUAAAUAAGGCGUUUCUAGUGGACGCGCCGUGGCUGUUCCUGGGCGCGUUCAAGCUUAUUUCUCCGUUCAUUGAUCCAGUCACCCGAAAGAAAAUAGUCUUCGUCAAGGGCUCGGCCGAAAAAAGAGCUGCCGUGCUGUUGGAGCACUACGAGCUUGAUCAGCUCGAAAAAGCCGUCGGCGGCGCGUCGGACUACGUCUACGACGCCGAGGCGUAUCUAGCCGACGAUCGGGCGGCCUACGAGGCUGCUAAACCGGAGCGCGUGGCGUCGCUCGAGGAGGUGCCCGUCGUCGUCGCGGCGUGA